Panicum virgatum (switchgrass) is the source of this 1931-nucleotide messenger RNA. RefSeq names its product cytochrome P450 71D7-like. Gene Ontology annotation, molecular function: oxidoreductase activity, acting on paired donors, with incorporation or reduction of molecular oxygen; monooxygenase activity; iron ion binding. Lineage: Eukaryota; Viridiplantae; Streptophyta; Magnoliopsida; Poales; Poaceae. The transcript has a single exon. Bases 146 to 1759 code for a protein of 537 amino acids. The record is from RefSeq and is a predicted model, not a curated record.
CAAUUCAGAGGAGAGAUUCAAGGGCCAUGGAUGCACGCAAAUUGCGUGAUCCGGGCAUCACACAAAAGCACACGGCUUGGUUCUUCAAGAACUGAUCCUCCAUUGGCGCUCCAACCUCCCGAGGAGCGCUGCGAUCCAAGCCGCCAUGGCCGCCGAGCUCCCGCUGUACUACCUGCUGCUGCUCCUGCUCGCCGCCCCCCUCUACUUCCUCGUAGCCACCAAGCGCCGGAUGCCACGCGGGGGCGCGCGGCUCCGGCUCCCGCCGGGCCCGUGGGCGCUCCCCGUCAUCGGCCACCUCCACCUCCUAGCCCGGGGCCUCCCGCACCGCGUGAUGCGCGACCUGGCGCGGCGCCACGGCCCGCUCAUGCUGCUCCGGUUCGGCGAGGUCCCCGUCGUGGUGGCGUCCUCCCCGGCGGCGGCGCGCGAGGUCAUGCGGACCCACGACGCGGCGUUCGCGUCGCGGCCCAUGGGCCCCAUGUCGCGCCUCUGGUUCCAGGGCGCCGAGGGCAUCCUCUUCGCGCCCUACGGCGACGACUGGCGCCAGCUCCGGCGCGUGUGCACCCAGGAGCUCCUUAGCGCCCGCCGCGUCCAGUCCUUCCGCCCCGUGCGCGAGGACGAGCUCCGCCGCCUCCUCCGCUCCGUCGCCUCCGCCGCGGCGACGGGGCCGGUGAACCUCACCGAGCUGAUCGCCACCUACAUCGCCGACUCCACGGUGCGCGCCAUCAUCGGCAGCCGCCGGCUCAAGGACCGAGACGCCUACCUCCGGAUGCUCAGGGGCCUCUUCGGCAUCAUGCCCGGGAUGAGCCUGCCGGACCUCUUCCCGUCCUCGCGCCUCGCCAUGCUCGUCAGCCGCGCCCCCGCCCGGAUCCAGGCCUACCGCCGCAGCAUGCGCCAGAUCAUGGACGGCAUCAUCCAGGAGCACCGGGACAGGGCCGCCGGCGCCGAGGAAGACGAGGAGGACUUCGUCGACGUGCUCCUCCGGCUCCAGAAGGAAGUGGACUCCCAGUUCCCGCUCACCACCGAGAACAUCAAAACCGUCAUGCUGGUAGUAACGCACAAAUCAAAACCCCCAUCGUCGAUUGAAACCUCGACGCCGGCCGCCGUUGAUCGCCAUCCCAACUCCCUGCUUCCUCCACAGGACAUAUUCGGCGCGAGCACGGAGACGUCGGCGACGACGCUGGACUGGGCGAUGGCCGAGCUCCUCCGGAACCCGGGAGCCAUGGAGAAGGCCCAGCGCGAGGUCCGUGAAGCGCUCGCCGACGCCGGCCACAGCGCGGUGACGGAGGACGGCCUGGCCAACCUGCACUACCUGCGGUUCGUCAUCAAGGAGACGCUCCGGCUGCACCCGCCUGCGACGAUGCUGGUGCCGCGGCAGUGCCAGAGCCCGUGCCGGGUGCUCGGGUUCGACGUGCCGGCGGGCAUGACGGUGAUCGUGAACGCGUGGGCGGUCGGCCGGGACCCGGCGCACUGGGACGAGCCCGAGAGGUUCGCGCCGGAGAGAUUCGAGCGGAGCGCCAAGGACUUCAGGGGCGCGGACUUCGAGUUCAUACCCUUCGGCGCCGGGCGGCGAAUCUGCCCCGGCAUGACCUUCGGGCUGGCUCACAUCGAGCUGGCGCUCGCGGCGCUGCUGUUCCACUUCGACUGGGCCUUGCCGGGCGGGCUGCCGGCCGGGGAGCUGGACAUGACCGAGGCGUUUGGGAUCGCAACGCCGCGGCGUCAUGACCUCCUGGUUGUUGCUGCACCUCGUUCGUCCCUAUAGUUACGUACUAGACAUGCUCCAAAAUGGAAAAAGGGUCUGGUUUAAGUUCUGAUUCUGAUGAAAAUUUCAACGAGAUUAGGGUUAGAUCAUCAUACUACUACCAUUCUCAAACAUAUUUAUGUCCAUGUGGACAUCGACAUUACUGGUGAAAAUUAGGACGAGAUAACGCAGA